Molecule: messenger RNA, 3442 nt
Organism: Dufourea novaeangliae
Lineage: Eukaryota; Metazoa; Arthropoda; Insecta; Hymenoptera; Halictidae
Product: rabankyrin-5
Exons: 13
Coding region: 69-3440 (1123 amino acids)
Biological process (GO): protein localization to ciliary inversin compartment
Cellular component (GO): ciliary inversin compartment
Molecular function (GO): protein binding; metal ion binding
Source: RefSeq, a predicted model, not a curated record
AUUGUAAAUAACGGACAUGCAAUAAUUUUUAUACCGGUAGUGCUAAAAGUUGAUACAGUUUUAUAAUUAUGGAGGAUUCGAUGCAAGCACAAAAAUGGCAACAGCAUUUAUCUUUACUGCGAGAACAGUAUGUUAAUUUGUAUAAUUCAAACUCAGAACUUCAACGUAAAUAUGCUAUUGCGACUGCUGAUAAGCAAGAAUCUGGAUUUAUUGGAAGACUUUUAACAACCAUAGCAUCUUUGUAUGGUCAACAUCGCUACAGCGAUAUAGCUAUUAAGCUAAGGGAUAAAGAAAUACCAGCACAUAAAUUUAUAUUGUCUGUUAGAACAGAUUUCUUCAGUGAUUCAGUACUUGCUGAAGUAACUACUUUAGAUUGGACUAAUUUGGACCCAAAUAUUGGAUUAGUGCUCUUAAAAUGGAUAUAUACUGGAAAAGUAUCUCAAGAGAAUUUAACAUUGGAUCUAAUGAAAGCAGCAUCUAAUUUUCAAUUAGUCGAAUUAGUUGAGCAAUGUGAAAAAUAUUUGAUCGGAAUUGUAGGACUGAAAGAUUGUGUACAAUUGUAUGCAGCUGCUGAAGACUUGGGUGCUCAGAAACUAAAAGAACAUUGUAGUUCUUUAAUUUCAGCACACUGGGAAGAUUUAACUGGGGAAGAUUUUAAAGAAAUGCCUGGUUCCUUAUUGUACAAGUUAUUGCAAACAAAAAGUAAAUAUCCGUUACAUGCUGCAGUUAGAUUAUUGAGGGAGGAUGUCGUUUUCUUAUAUUUAGUGGAGAAUAAUUCGGGGUUACCAAAGGCCGUAAAUGCCCUCGACAAUAAGGGGGAAUUGCCCUUGGAAGUCGCUUUAAAAACACGUCAGCCUUCGUUAGCUCGAACUUUAGUUGGGCAUGGUGCUGAUUUAAGCGCGAAAGAUUCAAGAGGCUUUUCUUUGCUUCAAGCUGCUAUCUUUAAAGGAGAUUCCUAUUCAGCGGAAUUUAUAAUAGAACAAUUGGAAAAUAGUGGUAAUGCACAAGAGUUAUCCGAGCCUGUCAAGAUUACAGGAAGCACACGAGAUAUUAAGAAUCCUGAAGAAUUCGAAGGAUGCACUGCUUUGCAUUUGAUGACGAAACAUAUCUCAGAAAGUAUGAUCGCUGUUGGAUCUCGAUUACUCCAAGCUGGCAUUGAUACUAACUUGCAAAACAAGAAAGGAUGGACUGCCUUACAUAGCUGCAUUUGGGAAAGGAAUGAACCGCUUUUUGAUAUUUUGUUAGAAUGUGACAGUAUAAACAUAGAUAAAACUACAAAUGACAAUGACACUCCAUUAUGUAUUGUAAUGAAAGCAGAUCCAUUCUGUGAGUCCUUUGCCAAAAAACUUUUAGCUAAAGGUGCAUCGCCCAAUCCUCUGUACAAAGACACUGAAGACACUUUGCUACACGUUUUGACUAGGGAAAGUAAAGAAGAAGCAGCACUGUUUUUAAUUGAUUAUUGUGAAGAUACCUUAAGGACAAAAAAUAACGAGGGAUAUUCAGUUUUACAUGAAGCUUGUAAAGUUGGUUUAAAAAAUUUAACCAGAUCUUUAUUAAAGUAUGGCUUUCCAUUGGAUGAAGUAACAUUGUCUACUGGUGAUGCACCAAUACAUUUUGCUGUUUCAAAUUUGUAUAUCGAUAUUGUAGUAGAACUGUUAAGUGCCCCUAAUUCAAAUUCUCAGUUAAAUCUGAAAAAUAAUGCAAGUGAAACACCAUUGAGCUUGGCUAUAAAAGUUCCACUCAAGAAAGGCAGAGAUAUCGUUUUGGCUUUGAUAAAGGCUGGAGCGGACAUCAAUCAGCGCAACGAAGAAGGUUUGACAUUAUUGCAUCAAGUAAUAUUAAAAGAAGAUUCAGCAAUGGCUAUCUUUUUAUUAGAAAAUGGUACAGACAUGAAUGCUAGGACUGCAAAUGGGGAAACACCAUUGCAACUCUCUGUACAUUGUAGACUGGGCGAAGUGGUAGAAGCUCUUUGUAAAAGAGGUGUAGAUACUUCUAUAGAGUGUCCAUUAUGGGAUGCAUUAGAUUCAGAUCAAGAGGAUAUAGCAUCUAUCCUAGUUAAAUAUGGAGCUGAUACCGACUGCUGGAGUCCUGGUCCAGAUGGUUGUCAACAAACAUUACUACAUAGAGCAAUUGAUGACAACAAAGAAGAUAUUGCACAAUUCCUUAUAAGAAGUGGAUGUGAUUUAAAUGCUCCAAUAAAACCUGGACCAGAUGGUUCAGGCAGUGAUGAGGCUAGAGACGAGUGUACUCCAUUACAUGUCUGUUGUCAAUGGGGUUUAGAACAAGUGGUUCAGACCCUUAUCGAACAUGGUGCAGAUGUGAAUGCUCGAGAUGCAGAAGGCAAAACUCCAAUUCAUGUUGCUGUACAAAAUCAGCAUUCACAAAUUAUUUCGCUCCUACUUUGUCAUCCAAAUAUAGAUUUGAAUAAAAGAGAUAAAAAAGGUUUAACACCGUUUGCAACUGCUUUAACAUUCAGAAAUAAUAAGGCUGCACAAGCAAUAUUGGAACGACUGCCUAAAGCUGCCGAACAACAUGACAAUAAAGGUAGAAAUUUUUUACACACUGCUAUUCAGAAAAACGACAUGGAAAGCAUACUGUUCCUACUAUCUAUACAGGUAGACGUGAAUUCUAGAGUUCAUGAUGUGACUCAAACUCCACCUUUACAUCUCGCUGCAAUUUCCGGAAAUGAGAUGUUGGUACGAAGUUUGAUUUUGGCUGGUGCACGUGUUAAUGAUACUGAUGCAAACAGAAACACUGCAUUACAUGCUGCAGCGAAAGCAGGUCACGCCGCAGUCAUCUCUGCUUUAUUACAGAACAGCAUUAAUUUUGAUGCAGUAAACGCAGAUGGAGAUAAUGCCCUGCAUGUAGCUGUAAGGGAAGGACAUGUAUCAGUAGUGAGAACACUUUUGACUGAAUGUACAUUAGACGCGGAAGCAGUAAAUCUUAAGGGUAGAAAUCCCUUACACGAAUUAGCUCGAUGUGGCAAGGAUAAUGCUGCUACUAUAUGUGAAUUUUUUUUGGAGUGUAUGUCACAAUACCCCAUAAAUAAAACAGAUUUAGAAGGUAAUACACCAUUACUAAUUGCCUACAUGAAAGGUAAUGGUCAGCUUUGUCGUACAUUGGUAAAGGCUGGUGCAUGUUUAGGUACUAUGAACAAAGAAGGCAUUACGAUUUUUAACUAUCAAGUAGCAACGAAACAAUUACUAUUUAGACUGUUAGAUUCCUUAACGCAAGAAGCACCAUGGGCUGAUAAAGAUCUGUGCUUAGAGUGUGGUACAAAAUUUUCUAUCACAAUGCGAAAACAUCACUGCCGCCACUGUGGCCGAGUUUUAUGCAACAAAUGUUCUGGUCAAGAUGUUCCAAUUGUAAAAUUUGGAUUGAAUAAACCAGUGCGUGUUUGUGUAGUAUGUUUUGAUGUAUUACAAGUAGGUGCUGAAUGAAA